AGGGUGGCCCAGGCCUACGUGAACCAGCGCAAACUGGACCAGGAGGUGAAGACGCUGCAGGUGCAGGCGGCCCAGUUCGCUCGCCAGACCGGCCACUGGAUCUCCAUGGUGGAGAAUUUCAACCAGGCCCUCAAGGAGAUCGGGGACGUGGAGAACUGGGCACGCAGCAUCGAGCUGGACAUGAGGACCAUUGCCACGGCCCUCGAGUACGUGUACAAGGGGCAGCUGCAGCCCUCCUGCUCCUGAGAGACCCCCGGGAGACCCCCCGGGACCC
Sturnus vulgaris (Common starling) is the source of this 274-nucleotide messenger RNA. NCBI's taxonomy places the organism in Eukaryota, Metazoa, Chordata, Aves, Passeriformes, Sturnidae. The record is from RefSeq and is a predicted model, not a curated record.